AGCGCCUCUGAUAUCUGCCGAUUCUUGCUGACUUUCGCACAGGCUUGUAUUAGAUUACCACACAACCAACGAACCUUGCCCGCAACGACGCACAGCACGGAGGGAAACGAUGAGGCAGAUCCGCGGCUGCCGCAACGGCACCGCCACAACACCGUUUUGCAAAGUUGACACCCACCACUUCCCCCUCUACUCUCACCCAAUGUUCCGUGCAGCCAUACACAACUCGGAGGCCCUGCGCAGUGCCCUUGACGCGCAGGUGGCGCAGGUGGACCAGGCAGCGCUGGACGCCGCGGUGGAAAACAUGGUAGAAGAACUUCUUCAACAGCAGGCAGCCGCGAAGGAAGGAGGACCUGAGGAUGAGAACGGAAACGCGUGCCCCGUCGCGUCGGAGGAACAGCUGCUGGCACUCUUAGCCGGUGUCUCGCGAGCACCCGCGGCGUCGGCGUCAUCGCAGGCGGCGGCAUCCGCGCUGCCUACGUCAACGAACGAACAGCCCUUCGCCUCCUCCUUUCUCGUCGGAGAACCAGCGCCGCCAUCGUCGACCGCUAUCUUCGCUUCGUCUACCGGUCUGCAGCUUCGCCCCUUGCCGCCUUCUACGCGUCGCCGCCUUAUGUUCUCAUCACCGCCUCGCGGAGUCGAUGCACUGCCGACCGACAGCAGCGAUCACGUGCGAGUCGUCUCCGUCGGCACGCUCCAGCACGCCGCUGUGACGGGCACCGGGAGAGGGACGCCAACCGGCGCACCGUCCACGGCAGAGUCCCGCGGUACACCGUUCGCCUCACUCAUACCACUCGGGCACGCACCUUCCCAACGCGACGCAAAACCCGUGCUGUCCCUGUCACCCUUCGCGGUGCUCUCCCCCGCUGACUCGGCGCAGCCUCCGGCGACGUCGCCGCCGCUGUCGACGAGCAACGCCGACGCACCGACCAUCUCUUUUCACCCGUCGUCGAAACCUGCGACGGACGGCGUCAGCAGUGUGGCGGCGGCGCCGACACGCAUGCAGCGCAGGCCCGCGCGGAAGGUCAACCUUUACUCCCUCCUUCCUCUGUCCUCCGUCAGCAGCAAUGGUGAUCCCAACGGCGGAGGAGGUGGUGGUGAGAUCGCCCGUGGCAGCCGGUCGCACAGCAUCACAUUCGCUGAAAUGGACCGUCGGCCGGGCAUCGGCACCGGCCCUCUGGCGCAGCAGUCCGUGGACAGCGCCCGCCUGCACACCGUGUCGGACUCCAUCUUCUCGUCAAUGGACGUGCUGAUGGACGGCAAUAGCUGCUGCGUGCGACGGCGUCGGCGGGUGCCGGGUGCAGGCCCCCUGCGUGGUCCAUCCAGCACGACGGCAUGCUCCCUCAACAAUGCCACGCCCUGCACGCUCACCUCCUCCACGCCCCCGAUGAGUCGCACCGUGCCGCUAUCAGCGCCCAUCCCGCGGCCGCCACCACGCACCGCGGCGGAGGCGAAGACACGACGCAUUGUGGACGCACAGCGGCGUCGACAGCAGCAGCGGGCGUCUGCUAUCUUGGACGCAACUGCUGCCGCAGAAUCGGCAGGUCCGACGGUGGCUACGACGAACGCAAGCAAGCAGUCCUCCAGUGUGUCUUCCUUCCCCAGUCGUGGCCUCGCCGUGACGGCAAUAGGCAACGCAGAGGGCCGCAGCAUUUCCCUGCCACCGCUGUCCACCAUACGGGAUGUGUCCAGCAAGUCUCUCCUUGCGCACGCGGUUAGCUCGGUCCAUUGUUACAACAAGACAUUCCGGUGA
Molecule: messenger RNA, 1750 nt
Organism: Leptomonas pyrrhocoris
Lineage: Eukaryota; Euglenozoa; Kinetoplastea; Trypanosomatida; Trypanosomatidae
Exons: 1
Coding region: 200-1750 (516 amino acids)
Source: RefSeq, a predicted model, not a curated record